AUGUUCGAGCCGAUGUACGACGUAGUUCACGUCGAUGAGAAGUGGUUCUAUGAGGAUGUUAAUAAUCGCUCGUGCUUAGUAUUUGAAGACGAAACCCCGCUCCAGCGUAGCCAACGGAGUAAGAACCACACCCCAAAGACCAUGUUCCUCGCUGUAGUGGCACGUCCACGAUGGGACCCACAUCGUAAAAAGGAAUGGAACGUCCAAGCGACCCAGAAGUUUUAG
Phytophthora nicotianae INRA-310 is the source of this 225-nucleotide messenger RNA. RefSeq lists its product as hypothetical. The transcript has 3 exons. Lineage: Eukaryota; Oomycota; Peronosporomycetes; Peronosporales; Peronosporaceae. Bases 1 to 225 code for a protein of 74 amino acids. Gene Ontology annotation, molecular function: nucleic acid binding. The record is from RefSeq and is a predicted model, not a curated record.